Molecule: messenger RNA, 891 nt
Organism: Ogataea parapolymorpha DL-1
Lineage: Eukaryota; Fungi; Ascomycota; Pichiomycetes; Pichiales; Pichiaceae
Exons: 1
Coding region: 1-891 (296 amino acids)
Source: RefSeq, a predicted model, not a curated record
AUGAUUUCCGUUAACGGCCGUUUGUUCGAGUACGACUCGCGCCUCACUGCAUUUGAGUUUGGAAAUGUGCGACAUCCCAACGUGUUGAUAUUUGUAGGCGGUCUGACCGAUGGGUUUCUGACGGUCCCCUAUGUUUCGACGCUUGCUGAAAAAUUGGCUAUUUGCAACUGGUCGGUGAUCCAAAUUCUGCUUUCAAGCUCCUAUACCGGCUAUGGAGCCAGUUCGCUAGCACAGGAUGCCAAGGAAAUCUCGAAACUGGUAGCUGUACUCAGAAGUUCUGAUUCUGAAAAUGGAAACAGGAAAAAAGUAGGUGUUUUGGGCCAUUCUACUGGAAGUCAAAACACCCUUUACUACCUUUCUAAACAUGAACAAAGUGCUGAAACGAGCAUUGACUUUGGAAUUCUGCAAGCUUGCACUUCUGAUAGAGAAGCGCUAUUGCAAUUCAUGGACCCGGUGGUGAUGGAGAACAGCAUCAAAAUGGCCAGAGAUCUAAUUGAUAAAGGGAACGGAAAGCAAUUCAUGCCAUAUGAACUAUGUCCAGAUGUGUUUGAGUCCCCGAUCAAUGCUUACAGGUGGAACUCAUUGGCUUCAGAGCGCGGCGACGAUGACUUUUUCUCUAGCUAUCUGGGGCUCGAGGACCACAGGAACACGUUUGGUAAGGUAAAUCGGCCGCUGCUUGUUCUCUACAGCGGGAAGGACGAAACGGUUCCCACAAAUGUCGACAAAGAAGCGGUUAUGGAAAAGUUCAAGGCUGCAACUCACCCUAAAUGGUGGUCUCCUUUGAGCACUGUGGUGCCAGGGGCAUCCCAUAAUUUGGGCCCUGAAAGCUCAGAGGGAGCUACAGAUAUGGCAUUGGGAUUGAUAGUGGAGUUCGUCUCCUCAAUAGAAUAG